Prinia subflava (tawny-flanked prinia) is the source of this 4918-nucleotide messenger RNA. RefSeq names its product putative P2Y purinoceptor 10. The transcript is spliced from 2 exons. Gene Ontology annotation, cellular component: plasma membrane. Gene Ontology annotation, biological process: positive regulation of Rho protein signal transduction; phospholipase C-activating G protein-coupled receptor signaling pathway. The coding region runs from base 503 to 1525 and encodes 340 amino acids. The record is from RefSeq and is a predicted model, not a curated record. NCBI's taxonomy places the organism in Eukaryota, Metazoa, Chordata, Aves, Passeriformes, Cisticolidae. Gene Ontology annotation, molecular function: G protein-coupled receptor activity.
CAGAGCACCCAGCAGGUCCUCAGCCCCAGGGGCAGGAGGGGACAGCAAGGCUGAGCUGCCAGGCAGGAGCAGACAGAAAGCUUGGGAGCAUAUUCAUGGUCUGCUCGGAGCUGUGCUUGGAGAGAAAGAAGAAUUGGAGAGGAGGAAGGGUUGGAGAGGACAAAGAGUUGGAGAGGCCAAAGAGUUGGAGAGGAGGAAGGGGUGUCCUGCACCCAAAUCCACUUGGAAUCUUACCAGUGGGUGCUGAGCCAACCUGGCAGAGCCCAGGGCAGAAAACACCUGGGACAAAGACACGUAACCCCACUUUGGGGACCUGACCAGGACUGAGCUGGCAGGACUGGGAGCAGGGCUGGAGCCACAGCUGAGCACCAGCAAAAGCAGCACCUUUGUGGUAUCUCAUGAUGUCACCCAGGUCCUUUGCUUGUGUAAACAGUGGUGUAGGAGACAUUCCACUUCCUCCUGAGCACUCGACUGCGCUGAGCACGGCUCUGCCUGCCAAGGAAUGACUCACCCACCCUACACCACCACAGCCUCUUCCAGCCAUCCAGUCAUGACCCAAAGCAACCAGAGCUGCUCCCGUCAGGACAUCACCUUCAAGAGCAGUCUCUACGCCACCACCUACACCCUCAUCUUCAUCCCGGGGCUCCUGGCCAACAGCGCUGCCCUGUGGGUCCUAUGCCGGUUCCUCAGCAGGAAGAGCAAAGCCGUCAUCUUCAUGGUCAACCUGGCUGUGGCUGACCUGGCUCACGUCCUCUCACUGCCCCUGCGCAUCUACUACUACAUCAACCACACCUGGCCCUUUGGGGAUGUCCUGUGCCUGCUGUGCUUCUACCUGAAGUACCUCAACAUGUACGCCAGCAUCUGCUUCCUCACCUGCAUCAGUGUCCAGCGCUACUUCUUCCUGUACCACCCCUUCCGAGCCAAGGGCUGGAAGCGCCGCUACGACGUGGCCAUCAGCGCCCUGGUCUGGCUCGUCGUGGGGGCGGCCUGCGUGCCCUUCCCCAUCAUGAGGAGCCACGGGCUGGGCCCCAACACCACCAGCUGCUUCGCCGACCUGCAGGUGAAGCCGAUCGACAGCAAGGUGGGCACGGUGCUGAUGACCGGCACCGCCGAGCUCCUGGGCUUCGUGGGCCCGCUGGUCAUCAUCCUCUUCUGCACGUGGAAAACAAGAGACUCCAUCCGGGGCUUCCACGUCCCACCAGAAAACAGUGGGGAGAGGAGGAAGGCCCUCAGGAUGGUUUCCAUGUGUGCCAUUGUGUUCUGUGUGUGUUUUGCUCCCUACCACAUCAACUUCUUCUUCUACCUGUUGGUGAAGGAGAAUGUCAUCACCAACUGCUUCCUGAGCACCAUCACGCUCUACACCCAGCCCUUCUGCCUGAGCCUCGCCAGCUUCGACUGCUGCUUGGAUCCCAUCCUCUAUUUCUUCAUGACUUCCGAGUUCCAGGAACAGAUUUCCAGGCACAGCAGCAUGGUCAUCCGGAGCCGGCUCAUGAGCAAAGAGAGCGCCUCGUCAAUGAAGGAGUGACAAGAAAGCCAGUUGGAAAAAAACAAGGUAUUUUACAUGAAAUCUGAGACUGAUCUGGGAUACUCCAUUAACAACUCUUUUGUGGAAGAUCCUGCAGGUUUAUCCAAGAAACUUUUGUAGCAGUGGAAUUUUUUCAGUAUAUAGAAGAUAAAGCCCUGUCUAAGACUGCUGUGUUGGAAUCAAGUGAGUCACCCAAUUGAUGUGACUCUCCCUGACCUGUGCCUCCCCGAUCUGGCCUCUCUGGACUAUAAAAUACACAGGAGGGAGUGAAAAAAAUUUUACUGGGAAAUGGCGGAAAAGUCCUAGGCAUUUACUCUACUUUCCCAGUUGCAGACUCCAUGAUCAAGCCAUAGACAAUCACACAUUCAUACACUGACAUCUUCUGAAGGAUCUUCUCUGGGAAAACCACACAAGAACCUGGCCAGUAGCAACCAAAGGACAUUAUGGUUUGUGCAGUGGGGGCUGUGGACAGGUGAAGGUGUGCAGGUGGUUUCCACAUGCUCCUAGUUUUGGUGCAUCCCACUGGUCACCCGUGACCUCUACUCCUCCUUUCUGCACCCACACUCCUGUUCUGCUCCUCCUUUCCCUCCUCACCCAGCUCUGUUUGCUCCUUAAUUGCUGACACGUCUCAUAACUUGCACCUGCAGCUGGUGCAAGACCUUCUGCAAGACAAAUUCUCAAACAUCCAGAGGCACCUGGAAGCGGCACGUUCCCUUGCUCCAGGUGACUUUCUUCCCCUCCAAGCUGGCAAGCGGGACAUGAGACGGUGGCUUUUGCUUUUGGACCCCUUGGGGCAGGACCAUGGUGGUCCCGGGGUCAGUGCAGGUGAGUUAGAUGGUUCUGGUGCUAUCACUCAGGUUCUCACUCCUUUCUCUGUGUGGUCCAGAGGUACCUGAGAUGAAUCUGCCCCCAAAACCUCAGCUCAACCUGUUAAGUUGAUGCAUCUUUUAAAAAAGAGAGGAAUCCUUGCCAAGGUGAUUUCACUGAUAGACAAGAAGUUAAGUUCAUAAAUUACUGUGAUUUUUUUUUCUGCCAGGUUCUGUCAUGAUCCUAAUGUUUAAAUUUUAGGUAACUAUGCAAAGCAGCCACAAGGAAGGAUUAAUUUAUCCCUUAUUUUUAAUUAGUUACAGCUCUUCAGCUGAAUCCACCCACUCUGUAAUUUCAAGGGUAUCUCACAAUACCUGGGGAUGGAUUUGGCUGAACAGUCACCAAUUUAUUGCCGUUGGAAAUCAGUAUAUUUUCAAAAGAAUGCAAACAAUUUGUACAGUCCUGCAACAGUUGCUACAAAACCAGAAGAAAUACCAGAAACACUUGCUAUGUGUAUUUCAACUCCAACCACUCAAUUCCACUGAGUUAAAAUGUAACUCAGCCAAAUAUUUCCUGUAUAUUGUGUUUUCCCACUUCUCUGUUUACAAAAAAAAAAAAAAAAAGAAAAAAGAAAAAAAAAAGAAGAAAAAAAAGAAAAAAAAGGGGAAAAGCCAAGAAUUAGGGUUUAAACAACCAUUUCCCUCUAAAAGGCAAUGACACUGAUUAAACACAACAAGUCCUCAUAAUUCUCCUCCCAGGUGUAGAAGAUGAUUUUGGGCUGAGUAGGAUGCACUGGAGCCUAUGGAAAUGUUCUCUCUGAUGUCACUGACACAAUAAAUGUUUACGCACUGCAAGGAGUCCCUUCCAAAGGGGUGGAUGCUCACGGACAGAGCUGACCUCACACAGUUCAAUUAUUGUCAGUUCAGCAGUCUCUCAUAAGCUACACUCUGUAUAAAGUUGUCAGGGAAGGAGACUUCAGUUUCAGUGCUUGUUUUGGGGAUUUUUUUAUAGACCUUGCUCAGCCUCCACGUGACUAGGAGCUGUUUCCUGUCCCUUCACUUUCGCACCCUUCUCCUUUGAUAAGGUGAAAACAAGCUGAGGGCACUUACAGGAAUUCUGUAGCUUGCUCUGUGGGUUUUUCUUACCAAGAAGUGAUGCUCAAAACAAAUAAAAAAAUAAAAGCUAUUUUGCAAACGUCAGCUAAGUUUUGUAGUUAUCAUUGGUACCUGGAAAACUGCGAGUGAUCAGCUCCUCCUGGGAUCAGGGUUCAAGCAAAGGAGAGCAACUUUUAUUAUUCUUAAACAGAUCUGUUGCUUGUUUCCACUCUGGAUAGAGGUUAUUUAUUUAACUUCACACUUCUAUUAGAUUUAGAAGUAUUUUGAGGAUGAUCUUCCAUAAGAAGGUGUCCUAGGUGGUGGAAGAUGGAUAAGGCAUGGGAAUACCUGCUCCAUCUGCUGAGUGUCCGGGAGUGACAGUGGCUCUGCAUGCCCAUUCCUUAGGAUGGAUUUGGUGUCUCCAUCAGGGAUAACAUUCUCCAUCUCCAUGAUAACAUCCCCAAGCACCUCAACUCCCCACAUUUUCCUGCUGCACUCGCCCUCUGAACUCCCUUAGGUUCCCUAAAAUGCUCCUUUUCCAAAAUGCUCCUUUUCCAAAAUGCUCCUUUUCCACAGCCCCAGUCUGUGAGGAAAGGUCACACACUCAACACUUUCCAUCCCGUGGUGCGCAGGGGAUCAGAUAACUCUGUCUGAAAGUCUCUUCGGGCGUGGGGAAAGUGUCCUGGUUUUGGUUGGGAUAGAGCAAACCACCUCUGUGGGGUUCAGUUGCCAGAUGGGGUUAAACCACCAGGGAAAGUCAGGGCCAGCCUAGAGAGCAACAGCUCGGAGCAGAGAGAGAUCAGGGAAAACUUGCAGUUUUCUGAAAGUCCGAGACGAUCCAUUUGGCCUCCACAAACCCACACGUGAAAUUAGUUCAGGCCUUCCAAAACCUCAGUAUGCAACUCAGGAGAAGAAAACAGGCAUUCCAGUGAGGAGGAGAGUAUUCCAGCUGCCUUCCCAGCUGGCUGGUGCUGGAUCUGACCCAGGACCUGGGCUGCAGGGGCUGCUUUGCCUCACACAGUCAGAGGCACAACAAGCCUGGCUCAGGUUCCUGUAAUUCACCCCAUUUCCUGUGACCAAAAAACAUGUUUAUUAUUCUGACAAGAGGAAACAUAAUUUCAUGGUGUUGCUCCUGGAUUAUCUCUUGUGCUGGUCCUGCUGCUCAGACUCACGAGUAGAAAAAGACUUUUCCUCCUUCUUGGGCAGACACAAGAAAGCUGUUUUAACAGACAUGCCCCAGAAAGACAGAACUGAACCAAAUCAAGAGGUUUGGUACAGCUCCACAGGGGUGUGAAAGAUGGAUCUGAAGGGCUCCUGGCGUUGGAGCAUCUCACCCCAAAGGGAAUUGCUCAGGAUGGAGAUGCUGUGAGGUCUCCAAGCCACCUGCACUAGCACAGUGCUUGUCCCCAAGGCAUGGCUGUAGGCAAACACAUUUCUUUUCCUCUAGAACAUGAGCCAUUCACCUUUUAGCAAAAGCAAAUGUGUUUCUCCG